UCAUGUUUGUAAACACGCCGCAGUAAAAAGAAAAACAAAGACGUAAUAAGUGGAAAAUACUAAAAUUUUCAAUAAAAACUAAAUUAAAAAAUAAUAAAAACAUUAAUAAACUAAAUAUAACAGAGAUAUUUAAAAAUAUUAAGUGAAGUAUAGAAAUUAAAUAUUACAAUAAAAAAACAAGAUAAUUUCAUCAUAUUUUAGUGUGACGAAAAAAUUUUAUUUCAAUAGCGAUAUGUAAUUAGAGUUUUGUUGUUGUUUUUUUAACACAAGAGAAAGUGUGGAACACGAAAUCAAAAAGUGUGCGAAGUAAUUUGUUUCUUUCCCAGAAAGGGGGUGUUACAAGGGCAAAAGGGUCGUCGUAAUCGUCGUUGUCGUGAUUUCGUAAAGGAAUUUGUCAUAUUUUGCGUGAAUCAUAGAUUGCAAAUUAGAAUCAACAUGCUGAAAAGUGUGUAAAAAUUACUAUUAAAUUACAUGAAAACCAAAUUGCCAAAAAAAGGAUACAAAAAUAAAAAACUAAAAAAUUCAUUUUAAAUGUUUGCAAUGAAAUAAUGCUGAUAUUGUUGUAAGAAGGAGUUUCAGCAAAACAGAUGCGCUCGCUAAUGUGGCAUUGCAGUUUUGGCGAACAAGGUGCAAAACAGGCGAAACAAAAGUGGUUUGUCAACUUGUGGCGUCGUCAACUGGUAGCCAAAUAACCAAACAACCAGCCAGCCAGUCAGCAGUCAACCCUGUACCUAAAGUACAGGAAUAAGAAAAAAAAAUUCGAAAAAAAAUAUAAUUGAAAGAACUAAACAAAAAAACUACAAGUACGAAUUAAAAGAACAGUUGCAUUGUGUCAACAACGGUGGCUAGAAGGAGUAGUGUAAACGCAGUUAGUAUAACAUUUUUAAUUGGCCUCAUCAUCAUCAUCAUUGCCUAAAACUAAAUUCUGGAGGAAUAAAGAGACAGCAGGAAAAACUUAUUUGUUCUUAAUAAUUCCUAAAACAUUGUCCGUUCAUUGUAAUUUCUAAAUUAUAAUUAUAAUGGCCACUGUGACGCGUAGUGCUAGUAACAGUCCCUUGAUAUCAUUGACUUCACCCUUGGAUCCUAGUUUGUUUCCAUUAAAAUCCAUCAAUGAUGUUGUGAAUUUUUUUAAACGUUCAUUGGAACUGUACCAUACACAAAAUGUGGAGCCCGAUUUGACAUUGUUAUCAAUUGUAGCUGGCUACAUUGAAUUGUCUCUUACGACUGGAGAUGCUGCCCAAGCAGCUGCAGCAUCAGCUGCCGAACAUGCCUCAGCAAGCUCAUCCUCAUCAGCAGUAACACCAUCAUCUUUGGUUGGUAUUGUGGGCAGUGGUUUAUCAGCGGCAGCCCAUAAUGAUAUAAUAACAGGAAAUUCUGUACCCUUUCCCGAAGUUACUUACGAACUGGUGUCGGGUCUUUACAAAAAAUUUCAAAGUAUUCUCUCUAUAGUCGAGAAACCAAAAGUAUCAUCGACCUGCAAUAGCCGACAAGCUACUAGGGAAGUUAUUAAAAAGGUAUCAGAUGUUAUCUGGCAUUCCUUGAUACGCAGCAGUUAUAAAGAUCGUGCACACUUACAAAAUCUUUAUAGUUACUUGUCGGGUAAUAAGUUGGAUUGCUUCGGUGUCGCUUUAGCUGUUGUAGCUGGUUGUCAACUCUUGGGCUAUAGAGAUGUGCGUUUAGCUAUAUCGGAGGAUCAUGCCUGGGUUGUAUUCGGUAAUAAACGUUUGGAAACUAUAGAAAUAACUUGGCAUGGUAAGGGCAGUGAGGAUAAACGUGGCCAGGAUAUAACUUCAGGCAUAGAAUCGGGCUCAUGGUUAUAUUUAGGGGGUCUGGCAGUGGUAUGUGAUAAACCCAUGGAGGUUGCAGCUAUAGCAUCGGCUAUAAACAUUUCUUUAUCGGCGAAUAGUGAUUGCGUGGAAGUACAAGAACUACAGCAAAGAUUAUUGUGGUUACUCUAUGAUAUGGGUCAUUUAAGAAAAUAUCCUAUGGCUUUAGGCACUCUUGGUGAAUUGGAAGAAAUAAAUCCUACCUCAAAACGAGUAACCUGUGAUCAACUUUAUCGAGAGGCUAUUGAAUCGGCCAAGGCUCAUUAUAAAAAUCAUCAUGUUUAUCCCUAUACCUAUCAGGGUAACUAUUUCAAUCGUCUAAAUAAAUAUCGUGAGGCUUUUGCCGCUUGGGCUAAUGCGGCCGAUGUUAUACGCUUGUACACGUAUCAGUGUCGCGAUGACGAAGAAAUCUACAAAGAACUUUUGGAUAUAGCUAAUGAAAUGAUACCGUAUGUUAUGAAAACCGAGAGUUCCGGUCAUUCCGCUCGUAGCAUAUUACGUGAUUCUGAAGUAUUUGCAAAUCUAUUACGAUUUUAUGAUGGCAUUUGUCAGUGGGAAGAGGAUAGUUUAACGCCUAUUCUACAUAUUGGUUGGGCUAAACCGCUGGUGAAUAAUAUAUGUAAAUUUGAUUAUGAUGUACGUUCUCAGGUUGUUAUUAAAGUACCCGAAGAUGAACCGCAGGCGGUUCGUGGUUCGAAUGUACAAACAACAGCUGAACAACAGCAGCAACAUCGUGAUCAUGAUGAGACUACAAAUGAGGCUAAAGCACAAAAGGCGAACGCAGGUGACAUGAGUUCGUCACAGCAUAUCGAGGGAAAUAAUAAUUUAGUUAAAAAGGAAGAGAAAUGCAAUGAUGGUAAAAAAUGUGAAAUGCCAACAACAUUGGCCGAUUUAACAGCAGCAUGUGGAGAAAAAAUCCUAAAUCCCGACUUCCUGCUACAAGGCGGCGGACAACCAUUUGCAGAACAACAAAAACUUAACAAUCAACAUGACGAGACCACCAAUGGUACAGAUAAAAAAGCAAAAACUCCAAAAAAUGAAGCAACAACAUCAUCACUAAACGAUACAACAACAAAAUCAAACACCCUAACAGACUGUAAUAUGAGCAAUACGCGAUCGGAACAAUCAUCAUCGUCGUCGUCAGCAUUAAUACCAACUCUAACGACGGCGCCCUCACCGACACCUGUGAUAGACGAAGAAGAUCCUUUGCACUAUAUGUUCAAGAGACCAGUUAUAACAUUGUAUAGUCAAAAAAUGAAAGGCUUAAAAGAUUUGCUCUUGGCGGAGAAAUUAAAUACACAUGCGAUAUCGCUGCAAGUUACCGCACAAUCGGUGGCAAGCAAAAAGAUUCGAGGCGUUGAUAAACUAGGUAAUCAUACUACAAAUUCAACAUAUUCAACAGUUAAUCUAUCAAGUACUACAGAUUCCUCAACAGCGGGCGAUUCAAUUGCAGUUUCAAGGCCUAAACGUACACGAAGGGAAUGAGUUCAGUGUAAUAACUGCUGCUGUGACAGCGGGCUGUGCCAGUGAUUUUUAAUAUAUUUUUAACAGCAAUUACUUUUAUACAUAUCGUUCAUUUACUUAAAAUCUAAAAAAAGUAUAAUCUAAAACUUCAGAAUCUAUCAAUUUUAAAUUAUCUUCAUGUAAAUGAGCGAUACGUUUUUUAAUUAUAUUUAUUUAUAACUUUAAACAGAUUUAAAGCUUUGUUUGGAAAUCUUCAUUCAUCUAAUUAUAUGUUAAUUAAUAUAACAAUCACAUGAACAUAAUUGGAAUUGUUGAGAUUUGAGUGGGAUUUUCAAGUCAUUUGACCCUGAUAGCUAGAGUUAUAAAACGGCAAAUAACUUUGGGUUAGGUUGUUAGGAGAAUGGUUAAAGGUGCCAUGUCCACCUUUUAAAGGCAUCAUAGAUCAGUCGGCUGUAUUAUGGAUCCAUGAUUUAGUCGAAUAUGUUGUUUUCACUAAUUAUGCGCAGCUUUUAAGGCAUUCCUGAUGUCAAUUAUCCUGCUGUUUUUUAGUCUAAAUAAUACUACACCCUUUUGACUUUAUAAAGGUAAUACCAAAUUCCUCCGGAAACUCAAUACAAUCUUUAUACUGGAGGAGAUAUCUUCCACAGAUCUUAGAUUAACGGAUAAAAAUCUAAUUUCCUCGAGAAAUGUCGCCUGCUGCAAGAAUGAUAAAUUAAAUAUUACGCCUAGCGCCUGAUUUACCGUUAUAUGACGUAGUUGUUCCCUUUUAAAGGUAUGUGACAUAAUGUAGUUCUAUCUGUGUUAUCAUAGGCUUUUCCUAUGUCGGUACAGACUCCAAUUGUAUGAUUUCCAUUCGUCUUGAGUGCUUCAAUUCUGUUUAUUAUAUCGUUUAUACAGUUUAAUGUUGAUAUGUUCUUUCAGGAAUCAUCUCUAUUCUAUUCAAAUUGUUCCUCAAUUUUCAGUUUUAUCAGAUGUUUUGGGUCUUUUACAGUAACCGACAUAAGACAUAUCUUUGUACUUUUUAGGAACCGGACAUGCUGUUAUCUUACGCCAAUAUUCCGGGAAAAUCAGCAUAUUAAAACAGCUUUUAUAUUCUUCUCAGACAAAUUAAGUAAUAUGCGGUACGAUAUUCCAUCAACUUCGCAGCUGAAUCGGGAUUUCUGGUAAUAUGCAAAAUCAUCAUAACAAAAUGGAGGAGUGAUAGAGUCCAAAACACGAAAGAAUUUUUACCUUCUUAUGAAAAUCGACACUUGAAUACUUUUUCAAAUUUGAUUCGAAUCCGUGGUAGCUAAAAAGUUUAGGGUGUGCGGACAACAUCUUAAAUGAGCAGGAAGAUACAUAUUUUUUGAUAUCGUCAUUAUGGCAAUCGAACUCAUCGACUUCAUUUAAGUUAUCCACUGAGUCAUAAAAACUCUCAAUUCCAUAAUCUUUAAAAGUUUUUAUGAAAUUUGACACAUUGUCUGUCACUGUAAUAACUAUUUUUUCUAUUAUUGAGGUUGUAACCAUUGUAUAUUUCUUCGAUAAUUUCAUUUAUUUUUACAUAGGUAUGGGAACCUGUAAAUCUUUUACAGUCUAAAGUCACAGACUUUCUUUCAAAACAUGCAUUUAUCCAAUGGCACGUAUAACCAAAGAAUGGCCGAGUAUUGAUUGAUCAAAUGUCUGCUGUUGUACAUAUAUUACCCGCUUUUUCAAGUUCUAACUUGAUUUUAAUUUUCAGAUUCAAAAAUUCUUCCUCUGCCACUUUAGAUGGGCAAUAUUGUCAUUGUUAUUCAGUCCUUUGUCUGAAAUUUCAUUAGUUUUGUCUAGCUGAUCCGACUUAUCCUCGGUCACUGACGAAUUCUUAAGCAUCUGGCUUGUUUUUCUUCGGAUUUUUUUCCUUCAACAGAAUUAUCUCGUUUAUAUGCCGGAGGGCCUUUGCAUUCGACAUCACCCAUCUUCCUCUUCUCCAUCAAAAUGCUUCAAUUUAAAUUUUACAGGUAUUAAAUAAAAAUUGCUGAAUUUGGAGAAAUGUUUCCUUUACAUAUUUAAGAUUGUGAAUUUGUUCACAAAUUUUUAUCAAGUUAGCUUUGCCCGACCAAAAUGGCUUUAUCGACAAGCUUCUUGUUGUGACCUUACGGUAAUAAAACACACGUUCUUAUAUUAAUGAAGUGUUGUAUUUUAAACAGC
This is a messenger RNA of Lucilia sericata (common green bottle fly), 5456 nucleotides long. It is a transcript of the gene Mnn1, whose product is annotated as menin. Gene Ontology annotation, biological process: regulation of transcription by RNA polymerase II; negative regulation of cell cycle; negative regulation of cell population proliferation. Gene Ontology annotation, cellular component: nucleus; histone methyltransferase complex; chromatin. NCBI's taxonomy places the organism in Eukaryota, Metazoa, Arthropoda, Insecta, Diptera, Calliphoridae. Gene Ontology annotation, molecular function: transcription cis-regulatory region binding; chromatin binding; Y-form DNA binding. Bases 1020 to 3311 code for a protein of 763 amino acids. The record is from RefSeq and is a predicted model, not a curated record. The transcript is spliced from 5 exons.